GACAUUUCCAAUCAGAGGCUUUCAAAUUUAUGAUGGACCUAUUCAUCUUACCAAGUGCACAUUCAAAAAUUUUGUGCCAACUCCGGACAGGUUUACCAGUGCAGUUGGAUUCUUGAUGAAAAAUCCAUGGCAGAUGACACCAAAAAACAACAUUUCUCUUGUGAAGUUUGGUCCGAAUGUUUCUUUGAAAGUCUUCUUUGGAAAACCUGGUCCCUGGUUUGAAGAAGGAGAUCUGGAUGGUGACAAGAACUCAAUAUUCCAUGAUCUAGAUGGUUCAGUGACUGACUACAAGGAUACCUAUGUGGGCAGAAUGGAUAAUUACUUGAUUCAACAUCCCAAAUGCGUUAAUAUUACAGAGUGGAGUGGAGUGAUUUGCAGUGGGAACUAUGCACAGGUUUAUGUUCAAACGUGGAAUGGACAGAAUUCUUCAAUGAGUAUUGUUCGAGAUGAGUACCCAGCCAAUCCCAUGAUUCUUCGAGGUAUUAAUCAGAGAGCUGUCUUUCAACAAUACCAGCCAGUAGUGAUGCUCCAAAAGAGCUACACGAUACAUUGGAAUGGAAAAGCUCCAAAUGUUACUUAUCUUUAUCUCAUUAACUUCAACAAGAAUGACUGGGUUCGUGUUGGUCUUUGUUAUCAACCAAACACAGAUUUUGUUAUAACAUUGGAAACCUUUCAAAGGCGGUCAUCUGCUCAUCUGUCAAGCAAGGUGGAGCGCUACAUGCCUGUAUCUUCAAUGAUGGAGCUCGAAAAGAAUCGAUCAGACAAGAAGUUUUAUUUUGACAACAGUACUGGGUUACUAUUUUUAUUUCUUCAAGCCAAAUAUAAUAGGGAUGGUCACAGUUAUUGCUCAUCUCAGGGAUGUGAAAGGAUCAAGAUUGUGACCAAAGAUUCAGCAGAAGGGAUCAGUAACUGCAUGGCAAAAGCUUACCCAAAGUACUACCAAGGACCAACCAUCAUAAAGCAAAUGCCAGGCAAAAGUACUGUACCAUGUACAAGAUGCGGCACGUCUCAGAUGGUAUUCACCAGUGAUCCUCACAAAAACUACCUCCUUGUGCAGAUUAAUUCAUCUGGUAAAAAAGAGUUAAGCAGAGGUCACCAAGCAUUUAUUUCUGUCAAUGGCACUGUGUUUUCAUUCAAGGAAAAUGGUAUGCUUAUUGUUGUAGUUGAUGUCUGCAUUGGCACAGUGUUGGGAAACAAAUUAUUUUCUGGGGUAGACAUUAAUCAUGUAGAUGGAUAUCUAAAAUACGGAAUUCCACAAAGGUCUAUUGUUCUACUGAGCACAAGAGGUGAUGUAAUAAUCCCUAAUAAUUUAUCACAAGCCUUAAUGUCCCUGGGGACAGCCAAACCACCUUACCUUCAGAGCAACGGAAGCCUGGCCUUUCUAGGCUUCAGAGGAAGCUUUAAGCCAUCUUGGAUCAAGCUAUUUACCAGUCCUGCUGGGCACGGGCUCAUUCAGGUAGAAAAGUAUAUUCCAUUACAACUGGAAGAGUAUGGCUGUGCCAGAGCAAUCAAAAACCGACGGAAAGACCUUGAGCUUCUGAAGAAGGCUACACAAUCUCAUUAA
Molecule: messenger RNA, 1564 nt
Organism: Eurypyga helias (sunbittern)
Lineage: Eukaryota; Metazoa; Chordata; Aves; Eurypygiformes; Eurypygidae
Product: transmembrane protein 2-like
Exons: 9
Source: RefSeq, a predicted model, not a curated record